AAUCUUUUUAUUUCUUCGUUGCUGAUUUGUUAGUUUACUCUGGAUUCAAAUUUCUAAUUAUCUAUAAUUUUUUUUAAAUGUUUCGCUGAGUGAUUAAUUACGUAAUAAUCGAUGAUAGUUUCGUCUUUUUUGUCUUGAAAGACAAAACCAACUUUAUGUUUCCAUUGGUUUGAAGUUUGAACUAGUCCUUGUGGUUGCUGAUUCUUGAAUUUUAUUGGUAGAAUAGAAUCGUCUCUCUAUAUAUAUAUGCUUCUUUGGUUAGAGAUCGGUGUACCUUUUUUUUAUUUCUCAUGGAGAAGCUUGAAUCACGGGGGGGAAGAUAGUCAUGUUUAUGGAAAGCCCGUGUAAAUCGAAUGGGACCCUUUUUUUUCUUGUCUUCUCUUUUUAUCUUCCCCUCUUUUAUCUCUCCUUUUGGUUUCUUUAACAACUCAUUUUAAAUUAGCUUUUUGAAGCCUUGUUUGCUUAUGGUUCCUCAAGUUAUAUGCUCUUCUCAAGAGUAGUAAGGGUGUCUUUUUUUAUGCAUGGAUGGAUUCAAGGGUAAAAGAACAGCCGCAGCACCGGUUAUACCCCGGAGAGCGAGUGGACUUGUUCUCCAUGAGAAUAUGAAGAAGAAGAAAGAUGAUAAGACUGUCCCUCCUCCUACCUGCAGCCGUAUUAGCUGCAGUUCCAGGAUAAGCUCCAACAAGGGUCUCUCCAUUGAUCAUCAUAAACCAAAAUCUACUACGCUUAGAUCUCCUCCAAACGGAAAAGAAACCGUUGGGAGUUCGUCGUCCAGAACUACGAGUGGAUUAACAAAAGCCUCCAAAGUUACCGGUGGGAGGAGACAACUCUCUUCUCUUUUGGACACAACAGAUUCCUCAGAGAGUAGUAGCAGUAUUCAUGACGAGGCAGCCGCCACUGAGCGACGUGGAAAGACUAAAGAAAGCACCAUUAUCAGAGAAGUUGUGACAGAGGCAGGAAGCUCAAGCAGAGGUACCAACAGAAGCAUACAUCAGAGACCUGAUCUGUUCACCCGUAUGGGUAGUAGUAGUAGGGUGCAAAACGCAAGAGUUGGUGUGAAGAGGAAUGGGAUGAGCAAACCUGAGUCUGAUGUCAUUCCUUCUUCCAGUUCAAACCCAACGAGAAAACUAAACACUUUUAGAAAGAAAACCUCUGAUGGAGAGAGCAGCUCUUCAAACUCUAGUAGGUCAGUGAUUGAGGUAAAGAACCAGAGCUCUCCUCCUCCUCCUCAUGGCAGUGGUAUCAUAACCAUGUCUGAAUCUAGGAGGAACAGAAACUCGCCUAGUGUUAGGGACAACAGCGUUGUUUCGAGUAGUAGUACUAGGAGGUCAACUGGUAGAACAGUGCGUUCUUCUGGAGCGGUUGCAACAACUUUACAACAAGCGCCGCAACAGCCUGCAGCAACAAGAGCUGGUCUCAUCAAUCCCUCUAGAUCUAAUAAUACACAAGUUUCUCGUAGUCCUUUACAUAGUUACAGUAGGCCAAUCAGUAGUAACGGCAGGUUACGUAGCCUGAUGAUGCCUGGUGGUGGUAGCCCCUCUCGCUCUUUGAUUAACCGUGAUGGUUUCAGACGUUACGACGUUAGCGGAGUUGCAGAGGUAUUGUUGGCUCUGGAAAGGAUGGGACAAGACGAAGAGCUUACAUACGAGCAAUUAGCUGUUUUAGAGACCAAUCUGUUCUUGAAUGGCUUCCAUGAUCAGCAUAGAGAUAUGAGGCUUGACAUUGAUAACAUGUCGUACGAGGAGCUAUUAGCACUGGAGGAGAAGAUGGGGACAGUGAGCACUGCUCUAAGCGAGGAAGCUCUCCUUAAAAGCCUGAAGUUAAGCACUUUUAAUCAUCCAACAGAUGAAUCUAGUGGAACUUGCUUAAACAAAGAUGAUGUCAAAUGUAGUAUAUGCCAGGAAGACUAUGUUGAUGGAGAGGAAGUAGGGACUCUGCCUUGCCAACAUAUGUACCAUGUGAGCUGUGCGCAACAAUGGCUUCGAAUGAAGAACUGGUGUCCUAUCUGCAAAACCUCCGCCGCAGAAUCUCAGCCACAGCCAUUUUCAUGAAACAUCAGAGUGUGCUCGUCUCUGAUUCCUACCAUCUCCUGUUUUAUUUUCUUUGUACAUAAAAAAUCUCUUUUUUUUCUUUACUUAUACACACAAUUGGGAACAAAUAGAAGAAUAAGAAUCAGGUGGAGAAAGUCCUCUUUGACCUGUAUAAAGAUUUUUAACAUUUCAAACCACCAAUAGUUGGUUUAAUUCCAUAAAUAUAUACUGUUAUUCCA
Molecule: messenger RNA, 2269 nt
Organism: Raphanus sativus (radish)
Lineage: Eukaryota; Viridiplantae; Streptophyta; Magnoliopsida; Brassicales; Brassicaceae
Product: probable E3 ubiquitin-protein ligase RHG1A
Exons: 5
Coding region: 522-2051 (509 amino acids)
Molecular function (GO): ubiquitin protein ligase activity
Source: RefSeq, a predicted model, not a curated record